GCCCUACGUUCUUUUGUUUCUGUGUUUGUACAUUUCUAUCGAUGAUAUCUGUGGCAAGUAGGAAAGUGUCUCAGCUUGUAAAUUUAUUUGUUAUUGUUCAGAAAAUAUUUUUUUGUUACGUAGUAAAAAUGCAUGGUUCGACCAAUAAUGCAUCGGAUCCUCGAAGGCCAGAUAAAGAACACAGGUUCAAGCCCCCGGCGCCGUCGAGCCAGGCCGUGCCGGGCGAGGACCUCACGCCCGACUACAUGAACAUCCUGGGCAUGAUCUUCAGCAUGUGCGGCCUCAUGAUGCGGCUCAAGUGGUGCGCCUGGGUCGCCCUCUACUGCUCCUGCAUCAGUUUCGCCAACUCGAGGGUGAACGACGACACCAAGCAGAUCCUCAGCAGCUUCAUGCUGUCCAUAUCGGCGGUGGUGAUGUCCUACCUGCAGAACCCACAGCCCAUGAGCCCGCCCUGGGCGUCCCUGCUCCAGUGACAGCGUCCGGCCGUCGCCGUCGUGUUCGUCCCGUCGCGACAUGUGCCGGCAUGUCCGCAUUCGUACCGGAAUAAAGUUGUUAAGUUUUG
Molecule: messenger RNA, 562 nt
Organism: Bacillus rossius redtenbacheri
Lineage: Eukaryota; Metazoa; Arthropoda; Insecta; Phasmatodea; Bacillidae
Product: protein Asterix
Exons: 4
Coding region: 42-473 (143 amino acids)
Biological process (GO): protein insertion into ER membrane
Cellular component (GO): endoplasmic reticulum membrane
Molecular function (GO): protein folding chaperone
Source: RefSeq, a predicted model, not a curated record